AUGGAGCACUCCAACACAACUCUCUGCGUUGUGCAAAAGACCGAAGCCCGCCUCCGUGAAGCCGAGGCCAUGUGCGCCAGGCUUGCCGCCGAGAAAGAGAAUCUGCAGGCCUCGCUCAGGGCAAUGUCAGUCGAACUAGAUGUCACCAGGCGUCAGUGCGAGCGGGUGAAGGCCGAGCGCAAGAACUUGCGAAGCCAUGUCAAGGCAAUCAAGAGCCUUCGAGUUGAUCUCGCCACCGCGAAGAGGGAGUGCGAGAUCCUGAAGAAAGAGCGAGAUGAACUCCGGGGGCAGGUACAGGCCCUCGGCAAGACUCCAAUCCAACUCGCUGCCGCCCGCGAAGAAUGCGAAUACACCAAGGUGGAGCGCAACCGCCUUCAACAUCGACUGGAUGUGGUGGAGGCCGACCUCGCCAAUCUCGAGAAGAAACAUAUAUUCGCCUGCAACGAGCUCGCUGCGAUGCAGGGUGGCCGGCUCAACUUCCAGGUCCAGCUGCACAUGCCACGGGAGCCCCUGCCUAACGUCCAAUCCACCGCCAGCGACUUCGAGAAGCCACCCCUCUUUGCCAGAUCUCUAGGAGAAGAUACCCAGAGCACAUCUGACCACGCUACGCCGUCGAGGGAAUGGCAAGCGACACCCGGCCGGACGGCAGAAACCAAGACACCCAACAACAUCUUGGUGCCAAUCAAGGAAGAGCCGGGACAGGAGAGGAGGGGAGUCAAAGAGGGGAUGCAGCUCUACCGCCCGCCGCGUGCCGGACGCAAGGACGCACUGGAGGACAUGGAGCCCGGGGAAAUCUGGGAGGACUAG
Molecule: messenger RNA, 807 nt
Organism: Chaetomium strumarium
Lineage: Eukaryota; Fungi; Ascomycota; Sordariomycetes; Sordariales; Chaetomiaceae
Exons: 1
Coding region: 1-807 (268 amino acids)
Source: RefSeq, a predicted model, not a curated record